ACAGUAAAAGCUUUUAAAUCUAAUCCAAUCCAUCUCCUUUCGUGCACCCAUGAAACCGAAAUAUAGAAUCACCACAUUUACUUCACAACUCAAAUAGAAACAAAUUUCAACAAAAUCAAAAAAAACUUCUCUAAUUUUUCUUCAGCUUAUAGUUUCAUCUUCUUCUCCAUGCUCAAUCCAUUUCUUUCAGACAAAAUCAAGAUUCAUACAGACAACAUCAAACAAUGGUAACUGGCUGGAGAAGAGCAUUUUGUACUUCAAUUCCCAAACAACAACAACCGGAGGAGGCUGAUAAAAAACAACCGUCGAACACCACCACCACCGCCAACAGCCCAAGAAUCAGCUCAAAAUUUGGGUUUUUCUCUAACCCAUCAACCCCGCGUUUACAACCUCAGCCACCUUUGUCGAAUCUCCGGUGUAAAACCACUGCUACACCACCACAGUCGUCACUGCCUAACAGUCCAAAACUCCAAUGCAAGAAAUCAAACAGUCCUCGAGUUCUCUUCAAUUUCUCCUCCAAUCCCUCCUCUCCUAAAUCCCCGUCCACCACCACCUUCUCUUUUCUCAAAGCCACGCUCCGCCUCUCCAAGAGUAAAUGCGGAAUCUGUAUGCAAAGCGUGAAAACUGGACAAGGAACGGCAAUUUUCACGGCGGAAUGUGGCCACGUGUUUCAUUUUCCGUGCAUUACCAGUCACCGGAAAAACAAGAACCAAGAACACCUUCUUAUCUGCCCGGUCUGCAACGCAAAUUGGAAAGAAUUACCUCUAAUUUCAAGCAAUCAAGAAAUCAAGAAACAAAAUCAAGAAAAUUUUCUUCAUGUUGACGUGGCUGCUUCUAAUAAAAUCAAGAACUUGCGUGUCUAUAACGACGACGAGCCGCUUUUAUCACCUUCUCCGGGCUCUCUUUUCAAUUCUAUACCUGAAAACGACGUCGCAGAAGAUGGAGUUGGUAAUGAAAACGACAGUUCCAUAACAGCUCAGGAAUUUCAAGGUUUCUUUGUAAAUCCAGCUCAAGUUAUUGAAGCUAAAAGAAAUUUGGAAUUCACUUUGUUACCGGAAUCUGCGGUUGUUACUGCCGGCAGGGGUUAUCAGACUCAUGUGGUGGUGCUUAGAGUCAGAGCGCCGCCGUCUACGACUGCGCGUAGACCGCCUAUUGAUUUGGUGACGGUUUUAGACGUGAGUGAGAGGAUGGGAAGUGUGAUGUUACAAAGGAUGAAGCGCGUGAUGCGUGUAAUUAUAUCUUCUCUUAACUCUUAUGAUCGUUUGUCUGUUGUGGCGUUUUCGGCGAAUUCUAAACGGCUGCUGCCGUUAAGGAGGAUGACGGCGGAUGGUCGGCGAUCAGCGCGUAGGCUUGUUGACGCUCUUGGGACUACCAGUCAAGGGAUGAGUGCAAACGACGCGCUUAAAAAGGCCGCGAAAGUGAUUGAAGAUCGCCGAGUUAAGAAUCCGGUUUCCAGCAUCAUCAUCAUAUCCAACGGUCAAGACGACAGGUCCCACAUGAACUCCUUUAAUCAUAAGCGUUCAUCAAUGAUGGCAGUAUCCUCCACGCGCUUUUCUCACUUGGGAAUCCCUGUACACUCGAUUAGCCUUGAAAAUACAAGCGCGUUGAGUCACGCUCUACAUGAAGAUUCCAUAGCUAAGUUUGUAACUGGAUUAUUAAAAGUUUCGGUUCAAGAUGUUAAGCUUCAAGUCGGGUUUGGUUCAUCCGGUUCAGUAUCCGCCGUUUAUUCACUAACCAGUCGAGCCGUUGCUUUUAGUCCCGGUUCGAUUAGGUUAGGCGAUUUACACGGCGAGGAAGAGAGAGAAUUACUCGUAGAAUUAAAAGUGGAUGUGGCUUCUGUCAGAUCCCGCCACGUGUUAACCGUGCGGUCGUCGUUUAAAGAUCCAUCGUCGCAAGAGCUAAUCUUAUCUAAAGAACAAGUACUGUCACUACCUCGUCCUCAAGCCGUUAGAUCAUCUUCACCUAAUAUCCAACGGCUGAGAGAUCUCCACGUAAGCACAAGAGCAGCAGCAGAAUCUCGUCGGCUAAUAGAUAAUAAUGAUUUAUCUGGAGCUCAUCAUUUAUUAUCAUCGGCUCGAGCCUUGCUAAUGCAGUCGAGUGACGGCUCAGCUAACGUUCACGUACGCAGCUUGGAGGCUGAGCUGGGUGAGCUGCAUAGGAAGAGACAGCUGAUGGCUCAGAGCCAAAGGCAGAUGAGUGGUCAAGGUCAACAAGUGGAAGAGAAGCUUGAGCCGCUUACGCCGACAUCGGCUUGGAGAGCCGCAGAAAGAUUGGCUAAGGUGGCGAUUAUGAGGAAGCAUAUGAAUAGGGUCAGCGAUUUACACGGCUUUGAAAAUGCAAGAUUUUGAAAUUUUUUAGUAUAAAAAGAUUUUAAAUUUUUGUUUAUUAUGUAAUACAAAAAGAAUACUUUUAAUAGAUUAUUUAUAUAAAAAAAAAUUGAAGAAAAAGAAUGAGAAAUGAUUGAGUGGACCCGAGUACAUAAUAGCGACAAGCAGUACCGGACGACUAGGUCCUUUCGGCAGUGAUAAAGGAGUGAGAUGAAAUGGAACCCAACUUCUUAUAUGAUAGUAUUUAUGAUCACAUUUUGUUUUGUCCUUUUCA
Messenger RNA from Mercurialis annua (annual mercury), 2601 nucleotides. RefSeq names its product E3 ubiquitin-protein ligase WAVH1. The coding region runs from base 225 to 2348 and encodes 707 amino acids. The record is from RefSeq and is a predicted model, not a curated record. Lineage: Eukaryota; Viridiplantae; Streptophyta; Magnoliopsida; Malpighiales; Euphorbiaceae. The transcript has 2 exons.